AUGGCUGGUGAGAAAGGAAACCCUGAUCCCAAGUCCGCGGAGCCUUCUGCAGCGACGGGAAGGGAAACCCCUGCUUCUGGACCCGUACUUCCAAUAACAUCAUCUGCCUCCGCGCGGAGAACAUACGGUACACUCGAUAAAUCUUCCCUUGAAGCGACCAAUCCAGAACUACGUGAUGGCGCCCAAGAGGAGAGCUCGACUCGCGCAUUUACAACCCAAUCGUCCAAUGCCCCCGAAAAGUCCCGAAAGCCCUCGCUAUCGCGUCGCAUGUCUUCUAAACGUCAAAUCCCCCACAAGGGGCAAGGGUUCUCGACAGAUGAUGAUGUCGAUGAGGUCAAGCAAUAUAUGACAAUGAAGCAAGGCGCGAAUACGCAACAAUCUCCCAGAAUUCGUCCACUACGAACGCAAAGCUCGACCUUGAGACGACGUCCCAGUGUUCGUCCCAGUCCCUUGGCGAGAGCCGAUUCGGAGGGCUACAAUGCGGAGGAAACAGGCUUGCCUGAACCAGGUCUGGAUUUUGAAGAAGACUUCCCUUCUUCGAAACAGGCCGGGCAUAGCAGCGGAGGGGAUAGUGAGGACGACGAGGGGGAUGACAUAGAAGACGACGAAGACGCAGCCAGCGAUGCUGAGAGCUUCACGCUCAAAGAUCGCCAACAGGCCAUCAACGAAACGCAUCCGUUUGGUAUCAGGUUAUGGAAGCCUGCGUUGUACAAGAAGAGUCGUUCUGUAGAGAAGACGGCCGAAGGUGAUAUUCACUCGUCCCCGGGAGGCUAUACCGAUGAGAACUAUGCCGAAGAAGAUGAGGGCGAGGGACGCAGUAUCAGUGAAUAUGAACAAUGGCAGAAUGGUGAUCUGGAACAUGGUCGUCUUUUCUUCGGGCCUCGCAGAGAUCGGUCCCUUGUCGGUAGACGAAGGAACAGCGUUGAUUCAGCCGGAGAGCAAGACAGCCUGCUCGGGCGGCCCCAGCGUGGACAACGAGAAGACUCUUCUCAGCUCGCUCAAUCUAAGCGUCGCCUUUUUGGGCGGGGCGAAUGGACCUUGGGUCGUGUCGUGUUCUUCGUGUUCUUCUACUUCUUAGUCGGCCCGCUGAUGCUCAUGGUAUCCCUUGUCUGCUGGCUUUUGGUCUUUUGGAUUCCAAUGGGCCGUAUAACCAUUACACUGGUAAGCCAUUUACGCAGGCAUCCUUUAGCACUGUCCUUCCACUCCGAUUCCACAUAUGCGAGAUCAAGCACAACCACAUCUUCUUCCUCCAUUCUUCUUUGCACCUACAGAGCCGCGGGAACGAGGUACUGGAAGUACACUCUCGAUGGAACGAACAUCUUCCUGAUCAACCUUCUUGGUGUGGUUGUUUUUGUCAUUUUCGACUAUCAUGUUUUGGGCAAAUUCUUGGGCUUGCAGAACUGGCUCACGCAUCCGGCCUUGAUAUUCCCUCUUGCUCUGCUAUCUAUCAUUCCUCUUGCUUAUUUCAUUGGACAAGCCGUCGCCUCCAUCUCCGCUCAAUCUUCUAUGGGCCUUGGUGCUGCUAUCAAUGCCUUCUUCUCAACUAUCGUAGAAGUAUACCUCUACUGUGUCGCUCUAACUGAGGGCAAGGCUCAGCUUGUUGAGGGAAGCAUCAUCGGCAGCAUCUUUGUCGGCAUUCUCUUUCUCCCUGGUUUGUCAAUGUGCUUUGGCGCGCUUAAACGCAAGACCCAACGGUUCAAUGUGAAGUCAGCCGGUGUGACCUCGACGAUGUUGUUGUUCGCGGUUAUUGCUGCUUUUGGUCCCACUCUCUUCUAUCAGGUUUAUGGUAGUCAUGAGCUGAACUGUUACUCGUGUGUCAGUUCCCUCGAUCCGGAGAUUCGAGAUUGCCGUCGCUGUUAUUUCUCACAAACAGCGGCUGUCAAUGACCAGUUCUUUCAAAAGGCGGUACAACCAUAUGCAUGGAUCGCCGCUGUUUUCUUGUUCCUUUCAUACUGCAUCGGCUUAUGGUUUACCCUCAGGACUCAUGCAGCUCUCAUCUGGUCAUCAGAGAUAGAAGAAAAAAAGGGUGCCCAUGCGACGCAAUCUGCCCAGGAGUCAUUCUACGAACCACGCCAACAACUCUUCCCAAAUGGCCAACCCGAAGCCUCCGGUGCCGCUUCUGGGGCUAGAGAUUCCAUCCGCGAAUCUCAACUGUAUAAACGAAUUUUAGGCCAGUCACUAAAGCAUUUCGGCUUGGAAGACAAUGACGCGGGAAAUUGGGAAGGGGUUGGAAGUGAGGGUACCGCAGACUUUAAAGGCAAUUUCCCACACUUGGUACCCCCCAAUUCCAGCGGUGAAGACAGUUACCCUGUGCCGAAGUCCGUCCGUGGCACGGCCAAAGAAGACAACGAGCGUCUAGUACGCCAGUUCACAGAAGUGGCAGCAACAGCAGCAGCAGUGGCUGCUCGGGAUGUGGCUCGAAGUCGCAAGCCUAAUGUCCAACAUCAUCAAGCUUCUGUUCGCCAAGCUAGCCGCUCUGCUCCAGAUCGAUCACGAAAUACUGCUCCAGAUGAGCUUGAAGAUCUCGGAUUGGGUGUGGAGCCCAGUCAUGCUAGCGGAGGACACGAUGCACCCAAUUGGAGCAAAGUUAAAAGCUCUGUCGUUCUUCUUGGGGCAACACUCCUCUAUGCGGUGAUUGCCGAGAUUCUUGUCAACACAGUUGAUGUUGUGCUAGAGAGUGUGGACAUUGAUGAGAAAUUCCUCGGCAUUACACUUUUCGCGCUGGUGCCGAACACGACGGAGUUUUUGAACGCCAUUUCAUUUGCCAUGAACGGCAACAUUGCUUUAUCUAUGGAAAUUGGAUCUGCCUACGCACUGCAGGUCUGUCUACUACAGGUUCCUGCUGUGGUAUUCUUCAGCGCUUUCUACGGCCGCUCACUGGACCCAUCUGACCUUGUCAGCCACUCAUUCAACCUGAUAUUCCCUCAAUGGGAUAUGAUUACCGUUAUCUUAUGCGUCUUCCUUCUUUCGUAUGUAUACGGCGAAGGAAAAAGCAACUACUUCAAGGGAUCCGUCCUUGUACUCACCUACCUUGUCGUUCUGCUUGGCUUCUAUAUGUCGGGCUAUGUGGACAUGGACAGCAUGGGCGUGGAUCGAUUUGAUACCCUAGCCCUAAGCGGCACCAGUAGUUCUAACAAGUUCUACACUAUCGGCCGAACAAGAGGUGGAGUGGCCUAUUAG
Molecule: messenger RNA, 3180 nt
Organism: Penicillium griseofulvum
Lineage: Eukaryota; Fungi; Ascomycota; Eurotiomycetes; Eurotiales; Aspergillaceae
Product: calcium/hydrogen antiporter
Exons: 6
Coding region: 1-3180 (1059 amino acids)
Biological process (GO): intracellular calcium ion homeostasis; calcium ion transmembrane transport
Cellular component (GO): membrane; endomembrane system
Molecular function (GO): calcium:proton antiporter activity
Source: RefSeq, a predicted model, not a curated record